AUGAGACUGUCAACUGCAUUGGCAUCGAUAUGGCCAGUACUGUUUCUCGCUGCGCCCUCUGCUGCCGAGACGGUCACUACCACGGACGUUUACUACCCAACUAUCCUUAGCGCAGCCAACAAUGUGACUGGGUUACCCGGUGGCAACGAGUUUUGCGGUACUCAACGUGUGCCAAUUGCAGCUGACUCAUUGGGCCAGGCCCAAGGGGAAUAUUCUUGCGCUUUCUUCACGUGGCAUCGUCGGUUACUAUUGGCUUAUGAGUCGUAUCUUCGUGAUCUUGACGACCGUUUCGCAUGUCUUACAUUACCUUACUAUGAUGUACAUACUGCUUACAUUCAGACAGUUAAUGGAGAAUGUACCAGUAUGUUUGAGUGUAGUGGUAUUUUUGAUGCUAUUGGUGGAGCUCCUAAUUCGACUACUGAGAUGACAUCAACAUUCAAUGGCAUUAAUGCGACUGGUUAUGCUAUCACCGGUGAACCCUAUUAUAACCUCUGCAAUAACAACGACAAUUGUAGCUCCAUUGUCCGUGACAAUUUAUUCAACAAAUCGAUACCCAGUGCUGCUAGUUUCAGUACAUUUCAAAGUGUAGUAGCCACAUCGGGUGACUAUGCAACGUUCCUGCAAGGAAUUCAAUAUGGUGUACACAAUGAAGUGUUGAAUGCAAUUGGUGGUACUCUGUCCACAGCAGUGGCUGCCCGUGAUGCAUUAUAUUAUUCAUGGUACUCGUCUAUUGAUAUGUACUUGCAUGUGUACCACUUGUGUCGUAUUGGUGUCCCUCUCACGAUUGUUGAGAUCAUCGAGUCGCUUGAGGUGUUUGCCAAUGUCACGCAGACUUGCGGUGGCCUUAAGGGUGUCGAUGCAGAGUCACCUCUCAUCAUGCGAAUCGCAGUCGACGGUAAACUUAUGGAUGCGUCACAGCACCCGAAGAUCGGUCAAUACUUUGGGUAUGUUGGUAGUGACAGUUGGAAUUACGUUGACAUUCAACAGCUCGGAGAUUACUCGUACACGUACCAGUUACCGGAGGUGCUGCGUCAGCAAAUCCUAAGCAACAAUGACGUCUGUACGGGUUUCAACCGUGCAUUUGCUGCGUCGUACACGUCACUGAACGCUUCUGCUGUGAAACGCACGAUGACGAGCAGGACAACUACUAAAACAACAACUACUAAAACGACCCAGAUUGUGAAUGGCACGAGGGUAACGACAACUAGAGUAGUCAAGGAGGUGACGAGGGCAAAUAGUACAGCAGCAGUGACUGCCAAGUCAACGGUUACAAAGGGCCAUCUCAUCAGCAGAUACAAUUACACGUAUCUGGGCAACUUCAGCACGAACGAUAUGGCUUUUGGCGAGGGCACUUAUGUCUUUAAUGGCUACAUAGGCUACACGCCAUACUACAGCAACGGAGCAAUCACGACAAAGCAUAAUGGUAUCGUAAGUGUUAACCACUCUUUGGGUGCCAACUCGUUUACUUCGACAUCUUCCUCGAUCGCCUCAGCUCAAAUAGACGCAACGUACUCUAACAUAUCAAACGUGGUGGCAAACUUAACGGUGGGCACGCGUUUAGUGGCUCGUAACAUUACGGCAUCUGUGGCUACUUCUGGCAGGUACUGGGCGUGGCUACAGACGGCGUAUAACGGCCUGUACACUCGGUUUGAGGGUAACGUGGAUUUAGUGGCGACGCAUAUGAAGUUGCUUGAGUGCUACACGUUUGACAGUGUGUAUGGAUUGUCCAACCUUACGUCCACUUUCGUAACAAAUAAGAACUUGGUAACAAACCGAGUGUCAUGUCGUCAGCGUCUAGACCUUGUGCGUUCGGGUUUACUGCAAUUGGCAGUGCGUUCAACCGCCUAUACCGUCGGAAGCUUGAGAUUCGCUAACUCGACUGUCAUUAGAACCAUCCUCACGUCGUACAGGCGCGUGACCACUCGUAACGUGACGUACGUCCGUGGUUCGUACAUUCAACGUAUCCGGAAAAACCUUGACGCGACCCAGCAAUCUCUGGACAACGUCACUGUUUUUUCGAUCAAUGAAUCAGGCAACGACGAGACAUUAGAAAUUGUUACGGAAACCGGCUUCGUCAAGUCGGACUCGACGAGCAUAACGCAGCAAAGCGCCACAACUACGGGUGCUGCCAAGAUUACAACUAGCUCCAUCACCACCACCAAUACGACAGCCGAUGCGUCGGAGAUCUUACCUGAGGCGUCAUCUGGACCCAAGGACCAAACCACCACUUCCGUUACAAAUGGUAAAACGCCAGGGACGAUGAACCGAAGCACUGCUUCCACCACCACUGUUGGAACGCCUGUGGCGCCAGUGACGACGAACCGAAGCACUGCUCCCACCACCACUGUUGGAACGCCUGUGGCGCCAGUGACGACGAACCGAAGCACUGCUUCCACCACAAUCGGUGGAACGCAUGAGGCAAAAAACACGCCGACUGCCAUGGGCCAGAUGACUACCACGACUAGCUUAAACGACGAGACGACUAAGACGACAACCGAUUUGAAGGAUGAGACCACGACCAUCCCGACCUCCAUAACCUCAAACGGUAGCCAUGUCCAAACAAGGACUACAGAGUCUGGCGGCUCAGUUGAGUCGAACACGGCAGUGAUGACUGCACCAUCAUAUGUUCAAACUACAGCUCCGGAAUCUUCGCCCGGUACGAGCUCGAACGCGAAUAAUCUCUCCACAACAAUUAAGUCCAGUGCAGCAACUCCUUACACAAUGCCAGGUGCGACGACGUCAGACGUUAUGCCCGCGCCUACAGUAAUAGUGAUGACUGAGACGUGCAUCGAAGUGUCUGUGGAAGGUGACGCGACGUACUGCAUUGAGGGGCCAAUUUGCAGUGGUUUUGGUGACUCGCCUCAUGGGUCUAGGUGUCCUGUGAAGGGCGACGUUGCCAACCAGGACUGCUGCCAGACGCUGGCUAGCUACACGACCUCUGGAACUUGUGUGUCACCUAAGGAUGCUCAAUGUGCGAAGCUCAAAACUGGCGCCUGGGGAUGUGUUGUCGACUUGGAGGAGACUCCAACUCCUAAUCUGACUACGACGGAGACUGAUACGACUCCUGCUCCCAUCACGUCGGAAAUGCAGAGCCCGACGCAAGCCUUUAGUGCGCCGGGCCCGACGAAUUCGAUACCGACUACGUCACAAACGACGCAGCCUGCACCAGCCCCGACGACGUUAGAAACUGAGCACCCUACACCUUGCCAGACACGCGGUAUCGACGAAUCCGAUACCGACUACGUCACAAACGAAGCAGCCUGA
Peronospora belbahrii is the source of this 3264-nucleotide messenger RNA. Lineage: Eukaryota; Oomycota; Peronosporomycetes; Peronosporales; Peronosporaceae. The record is from the annotation of a GenBank genome assembly.